CAUUUUACUAUUCUCUUUCGCAUCGGUUAUCACAUGGCGGAAAUAAUAACAUAGUUUCUUCGACUGGUCAUUUUAAAUCAGAAUUGGAAUCGAUGUGUUAUAUGAACAUGCCCGAUGUAUAUUUGGGUUGUUCAUGUAACACCCUCCACCUAGAUUUGACAACGAACAUUUCCUCGUUAUAUAAAACACAACUAAAGUUACGAAUAUGUUGUAGUAUCUGAUUUGAUUUUGAUUGAAAAUGAAUUGGUUCUCUUUGUUGUUAUUUUACGUGACUUCCUUAAUAUGUGCAAUGUUUGUUAAAGCAGGAGGUGGUGGAGGUCAUGAGCAUGUGAAGAUCAUUGUACCUGAAUAUCAUCAUACUCACCACCAUUACGAAAAAGUGUACAAAACUAUCCAUCAUGGAGGCGGUGGAGGUGGUGGGCAUAGUCAUGGAGGAAAACCUUUUAAAUGGGAUGGAAACAAUUGGUAGAUUAUUAGGUCCUAAUUUUAUUUAUAAUUAUUGAUUUCAUGUUUCCAAAAUUUCUUUUUUUGUGAUAUUUUUACA
This is a messenger RNA of Sitophilus oryzae (rice weevil), 544 nucleotides long. RefSeq names its product transcription factor Maf-like. The transcript has 3 exons. The coding region runs from base 239 to 469 and encodes 76 amino acids. The record is from RefSeq and is a predicted model, not a curated record. NCBI's taxonomy places the organism in Eukaryota, Metazoa, Arthropoda, Insecta, Coleoptera, Curculionidae.